Messenger RNA from Arachis ipaensis, 1890 nucleotides. NCBI's taxonomy places the organism in Eukaryota, Viridiplantae, Streptophyta, Magnoliopsida, Fabales, Fabaceae. The record is from RefSeq and is a predicted model, not a curated record.
UAAAAUUAAAUUGCAACGAUUUUUACAACUAUAAUAUUCUAAAGAAAGCAACAGUAAUAAUAUAUAGCUAAUUUCAAACUAAUCUUAGUCUUAGAUUGUCCGUAAAUAUCUAUGGAAAUAAUAGUUUCAACUCUGAAAUUGGGUUAACCGUUUUUCCACGAGCUAUUUAUAACUGGUUAAGGUGGUGACAUUUUGUUGGAAACUAAAAAGAGAUGGGUUUUGACAAAGAAGGAAGUGGUGAAGGUUCAGCAUCAUCAGCAUCCGCAUCAAAGCAAAAGAGCCUUGAAGAAUGGCUUCCGAUCACUGCUUCAAGAAAUGCAAAAUGGUGGUAUUCUGCAUUUCACAAUCUGACAGCCAUGGUGGGCGCCGGUGUUCUGAGCCUUCCGUAUGCAAUGGCACAUAUGGGAUGGGGUCUUGGAAUCACGGUGAUGAUCUUGUCAUGGGUUAUCACUCUGUACACGCUGUGGCAAAUGGUUGAGAUGCAUGAGAUGGUACCGGGAGGGAAGAGACUUGAUAGGUACCACGAAUUAGGUCAAGAAGCAUUUGGGGAAAAGCUUGGUCUGUGGAUUGUGGUUCCCCAACAACUGCUGGUUGAAGUUGGAACAUGCAUCGUCUACAUGGUGACCGGAGGCAAGUCAAUAAAAAAGGUUCACGAAACCUUUUGUCCUGAAUGCACGCCAAUCAAGACCAGUUAUUGGAUCAUGGUCUUUGCUUCCGUGAACUUCGUUCUUGCCCAGCUCCCCAACUUCAACUCUAUUUCUGCCAUCUCUCUGGGUGCAGCAGUGAUGUCUCUGACUUAUUCGUUCAUCGCUUGGGGUGCAUCCAUCAAGAAAGGGAUUACACCAGACGUGUCCUAUAACGUGAAGAUGAAAAGCACGAGUGAUGGUGUGCUCAAUUUCUUCUCUGCAUUGGGAGAUGUGGCAUUUGCAUAUGCAGGACACAAUGUGGUGCUAGAGAUUCAAGCAACAAUGCCUUCAACGGCAGAGAAGCCUUCCAAGGUACCAAUGUGGAAAGGGUGUAUUUGGGCAUACAUUGGAGUUGCAAUAUGUUACUUCCCUGUUGCCUUUGUUGGCUACUACAUGUUUGGAAACAUGGUGGAUGAUAACAUCCUCAUCACACUCGAACACCCUGCUUGGCUUAUUGCCAUAGCUAAUCUCUUUGUUGUCAUCCACGUCGUUGGAGGCUAUCAGGUGUUUGCAAUGCCAGUCUUUGAUAUGAUUGAAACUUAUUUGGUAACACGAUUGAACUUCUCACCUUCUUCCACCUUACGUGUCAUAACUCGCACACUAUUUGUUGGAAUCACAAUGUUAAUAGGAAUCAGCAUCCCAUUUUUUGGUUCUCUUCUUGGAUUUCUUGGUGGAUUUGCCUUUGCUCCCACCUCAUACUUUCUUCCAUGCAUCAUAUGGCUUAAGCUGAAGAAACCUAGAAAAUAUGGCUUGUCUUGGACAAUUAAUUGGUUUUUCCUCCAUCCUUGAAUUUCAGAUUUGCAUUGUUAUUGGAGUAUUGAUAAUGACACUAUCACCUAUUGGUGCUUUGAGGAAUAUCAUUGUCUCAGCCAAGAACUACAAGUUUUUCUCAUGAGCUUAUGCAAUCAUUAAUUUGUUGUUGUGCUCAAUGUUGGUUGAUGGGAAUGCACAAGAAGAAUGGAAUUAAGCACUUUUGAGGCGGGCUUGUCGAGUGGGCUUUUGCCUUAAAGAUUAUGAUUGAAUUCAGAAUGUUACUUUUGUGUUUGUGUUUAGAAUGGUUGUUGGUUGUACUUUAAGUUAUAAUUUGGACAAUGUUUGGUUGAUUAGAGACUUGGAUAAUGUUUAAUUAUAUGUUUUGGAUCAUGUUUGCUUUGUAUUGAACAAUGUUGGUUUCAUUAUUUUGUUUAAAAAAUUUGGGUGAUGA